Messenger RNA from Melanotaenia boesemani (Boeseman's rainbowfish), 1132 nucleotides. RefSeq names its product endothelial differentiation-related factor 1 (gene edf1). The record is from RefSeq and is a predicted model, not a curated record. Gene Ontology annotation, molecular function: DNA binding. Lineage: Eukaryota; Metazoa; Chordata; Actinopteri; Atheriniformes; Melanotaeniidae. Bases 164 to 610 code for a protein of 148 amino acids. The transcript is spliced from 5 exons. Gene Ontology annotation, cellular component: nucleus.
AUAAAGCUUUGGCAGAACGCGUGGGUGAUCAUUCUGGAAGGAGCUUACUAGCAGAAGCAGUACUACCUUCUGUGAAAGAAAAACAAUAAUAUACUUAGUCGAAGUUUUUUUUUUUUUUGUAUCGAUAAAAAACAUUACGGGUAUUUAGUGAACCCCUAAAAACAUGGCAGAAAGCGACUGGGAUACGGUAACUGUCUUGAGGAAGAAGGGGCCCACAGCUGCCCAGGCCAAAUCCAAGCAGGCUGUCACUGCUGCUCAGAGACGUGGGGAGGAUGUUGAGACAACCAAGAAAUGGUCUGCGGGGCAGAACAAACAGCAUCUUGUGACAAAAAAUACAGCCAAACUUGACAGAGAGACGGAGGAGCUUCACCAUGAAAGGGUUACGCUAGAGGUGGGCAAGGUCAUUCAACAAGGUAGACAGGCCAAAGGACUUACCCAGAAAGACUUAGCCACUAAAGUUAAUGAGAAGCCCCAAGUUAUCGCUGACUAUGAGGCUGGAAAAGCAAUACCCAACAAUCAGGUCAUGGGCAAAAUCGAGCGAGCAAUUGGCCUAAAGCUGCGUGGGAAGGAUAUUGGCCUACCCCUGGAAGCCAAUCCCAAGAAGAAAUGAACACAAAGCCUCGAAAUCAGCCCUCCCCACCCUUGUAUGAAACCUGACCCCUACCCCAACCCUUGUCCCUGUUAAGCCCCCUCCGUCCCUUUACCUUUACCUUACCUUACCUUACCUUACCUUACCUUACCUUACCUGGGCUGAUCUCACCAGUGUCCUUACCUGAGGACCUGGUGCUCCCACUGCAUUGCUGGCUGCGUACUAACAAGUCAUCUGAAACACUCUGUUGAUCACAUUAACGAAUGAUUGAAUGCUUUUUUUUUUUAGCAUCUCAAACUUUAAGUUCAGUAAAUUUCUUUUCACCUAUGUCUGUUUAGGCUUUGGCAUGAUGAAAUUCCACUUUUCUAUAAAUGAAAAGGUGAUUUCUUCCUCAUGAUCAAACAAGUAUGACUAACUUCUAACCUGAGCAUGAUUUUAAAUCAGAUGUGCUUGAUUUUCAGACAGUGGGUGGAUGUUAUUAAAGUGAAAUGUUUUAAUGCUGUGCUUUGUUUUGAUCUAAAAAUAAAGUUUGGCAGUUCAUGA